AUGUCUGCUGCUGCUACAAUUCAACCUGCUGCUGCCACUGGAAGCGCAUCCAACAAUUGGCGUGGUUUCUCUUUGGAUAGUGAUAACCACACUGUUCAUGCUGUAUACCCUGAUCGCAUUACUGGCCCCUCCGUAUGGGAUGGCAAGGAACUUGAAUCACAACCUGAAAAAUGGAUCUACUACUUUACACCUGAGGAUAUUGCUGAUAUAGACCAAGCCAUCAAGCAUUUCGUCUCUCUUGAUCUUCCUCUUGGUGAGAUCAAGCCAGAAACUUUUCCUCUCAAACACUUCCAUAAGGUCAUUCUCAAGGAGCGUGAAGAUCUCUUUCAUGGCUUAGGUUUUGGUUUGUUCCGUGGAUUCCCCAUCAAUAAUUAUGAACGUAAGGAGCAAGCCAUCUUUUUCAUGGGUAUUGGCUCGUACAUUGGUGCCCGUAAACCACAAAACGGCAAAGGUCAUGUAUUGGGACAUGUCAAAGAUUUAACGGAAGGCUCUACUACCAAGACUGUAUACAAGGAGGAUGAUCCCACCACUCGCAUCUACGCUACUCGUAAAGCCCAACCAUUUCAUGUUGACGGUACCGACAUUGUUGCUCUUUUAUGUUUGAACGAAGGUACUGAGGGAGGCUUGAGUUCAAUCAUUUCCUCACAUACCGUUUACAACCGUUUAAGAGAACUGCGUCCUGAUAUUGUUGAGCUCAUGAAGCAACCUUGGUUGUGGGACCGCAAGGGUGAACAUGGACCUAAUGAACCUGGCUAUCUGGCUGCAUCUCCAUUGACCUUCUUCCAAGAGCGUCUAUUCACAUUCUGGGGUCCUCACUUUUUCGAAACUGUCAACAGAUUCCCUGAGGUUACUGUGGAAGAAGAGAAGUUUGAAGCUAUGCGUUAUAUCCAAGAUUUAUGUGAGCGCGAGGCAUUAAACAUGAAACUUCAAGUUGGUGAUGUUCAAUUCGUUGCAAAUCACUCCAUAUUACACGCUCGUACUGCUUACACUGACCGACCUGGUAAAACUCGUCAUCUUUUGCGUCUCUGGUUCAUGGUAAACCCAAAGGAAGUGAACGUGGCUAUGCCUUUUGUCAAGGCUGAUUACAAUUAUGAAUACGCUGGCGAGCAAGUUGUUCCCCUGGAGGCUGAGUAA
Messenger RNA from Mucor velutinosus, 1134 nucleotides. RefSeq lists its product as uncharacterized. The coding region runs from base 1 to 1134 and encodes 377 amino acids. NCBI's taxonomy places the organism in Eukaryota, Fungi, Mucoromycota, Mucoromycetes, Mucorales, Mucoraceae. The transcript has a single exon. The record is from RefSeq and is a predicted model, not a curated record. Gene Ontology annotation, molecular function: oxidoreductase activity.